AUGCGGAAGGAGAUAAGUGCACGCUUGGUGCUGUGCUUCGCAGCAGCAAAUAUAGUUGCCCUCGGCUCCGGGUCGCAGUACUUCUACAGCUAUUAUGCCCCUCAAUUACUGGCGCGUUGCGGAGUGCCUAUGGAGGCGUCGGGCUUUCUGAGUGCGGGAUUGAGUGUGGGCACGUCAUUCAUGGGUAUUCUCUGUGGGUGGAUAAUUGAUCAAUAUGGGCCACAAGUUUCGUGCAUGGUUGGCGCCGUUUGCAUGUUCUUGGCGUAUGGCAGCCUUCGUUAUUGCUACAUUCACAUGGUCGGUAAUCAGAUCUUUCUAUUUCUGGUGUUGAUACUUCUGGGAUAUGGCUGUGUAUCGAGCUUUUUUGCUGCGAUCAAAUGCUGUAUGGUGAAUUUCCCAGAGUACCGCGGUACUGUUGUGGCCGUCCCGUUCUCGGUUUUUGCUCUAUCAUCUAUGAUCUUUUCGGUGACGUGUUACCGCUUCUUCGGAGAUGACAUCGAGGCUGUAUUCACGUUUCUACUUACAGUAUGUCCAGCGACUGCACUAUUAGGGGCCUGCACGCUGAACAUUGUCCCGCAGUGCGAAGCGCAGUCGCCCGAAGUGGUUGCCAAGAGUUCUCCAGAUACUUGGCAUAGCAAUUACGGGUCAAUAUCCGGGUCACUCGAGCUGCCACCGACCGAUGCAAGUGUUGCUGGCAUUCCUGAGCAGCGAAGAUUAAUUGAAGCCGGGCAGGAGGCGGCAGGGCCGCGGAUAGGCCUGGCCAAAGCACUCCUAACUGUGGUCACCCAAUAUCGCUUUGUUGGCUAUUAUGUGGUUCUAGCCAUUCUGCACGGGGUAGGUCAGCUGUACAUCUAUUCUGUGGGCUAUAUUGUCGAUAUACAGCUGGAGUCGAACCCUUCACCAUCACUCAAUAAAGAGGAAGUGCAGUCACUACAGAUCUCUAUCAUAUCAGUAUUUUCCUGCCUUGGCCGCAUAUCCUCAGGGCCAAUUUCUGACCUGCUGGUGAAGCAGUUCAACUAUCAGCGGCUGUGGCUCAUCCUACUUGCUUCCUUAUUUGUGUACCUUGCAGCAGGUGCUCUUAUCACAGAUACUUUUUCCUCAUUGGUAUUUGCUGACGCGAUGCCGGCGGUGGUCAAAAAUAUCUCAGUCGCCUCGCUGCUAUUCGGCCUGGAGUAUGGAGUGACAUUCGGCACUUAUCCAGUCAUCAUUGCCGAUGCCUUUGGCACCGAUCUCUUUAGCACGAUAUGGGGGGUACUGACUACUGGGAGUGUUUUUACUCUAGAAUAUUUCAGCAAAAUGCUGGCACAGGAUAUCGCUAGGCAUACAUCGACAGGCUAUGAAAAGUGCAUUAAAGGCGCAAAAUGUUAUCUCUACACAUUCCAUGUGGUCCAAUUUGCGACCGUUUUCAUAUCUGCAUUGAUCUUAGUUAUUGUUGUUCAAGAGCGCAGGAGGAAGAGCAGGUCUCGGAUGAAUGGACACAUUGACAAUGAAUGA
Eremothecium gossypii ATCC 10895 is the source of this 1494-nucleotide messenger RNA. RefSeq lists its product as uncharacterized. The record is from RefSeq and is marked provisional. Bases 1 to 1494 code for a protein of 497 amino acids. NCBI's taxonomy places the organism in Eukaryota, Fungi, Ascomycota, Saccharomycetes, Saccharomycetales, Saccharomycetaceae. The transcript has a single exon. Gene Ontology annotation, cellular component: membrane.